This is a messenger RNA of Brassicogethes aeneus, 1491 nucleotides long. The record is from the annotation of a GenBank genome assembly. NCBI's taxonomy places the organism in Eukaryota, Metazoa, Arthropoda, Insecta, Coleoptera, Nitidulidae.
AUGAUUGAAUACAUAUUAACCCAUUAUAGAUGGAUUUUCGUGUGUCUUUUCCUUCUGCCGGCGUCAUUUCUUUUCGAUACCUGGAUGUAUUGCAGAAACUGGUUGAUAUUCAAGCUUAGCAGUGCUCCGAAGCAGCACUUAAACAAAGUGAAGCAUGUGCAAAAGCAGAUACGAGAUUGGAAUGACAAUGGUAGAAAAACUAAAAUGUGUACGGCAAGACCUGGAUGGCAAACGAUGUCAUUUAGACAGCCGGUCUACAAGAAAUCCUUCACGAAAAUAGACGUCAACCUGGUCGACAUUCUAAAUGUCGACGAAAAGAAAAAGAUUGUCACAGUGGAACCAAUGGUAACGAUGGGUCAGCUGACAGCGACGUUAAACCAUAUGGGCUGGACGAUCCCGGUGCUUCCUGAAAUAGACGACCUUACAGUUGGGGGGUUAGUGAUGGGGACAGGAAUCGAGAGCUCUUCUCACAUUUACGGGCUUUUUCAGCACAUAUGCGUCGCUUACGAGGUGGUUUUGUGCGACGGUUCCGUCAUUAAAUGUUCGCCAGACAACGAACCCGACUUGUUCUACUCGAUACCUUGGUCGUACGGCACUUUGGGCAUAUUGGUUUCCGUCGAUAUCAUGAUGAUACCGGCCAAGCAGUUUUGCAAGUUAAACUACAAGCCUGUAAGGGGCUUGGAGAACAUUGCAAAGGAGUUCGAAGAAGCAAGCAAAAAUAAAAAUGAUAACGAAUUCGUUGAGUGCUUACUCUACAGCAAAAAUGAGGCUGUUUUAAUGACUGGAAAUCAAACUAACAGCAUAGAAGAAGACAAAGUCAAUAUUAUCGGUAAAUGGUAUAAACCCUGGUUUUUUAAACACGCCGAAACUGCUCUAAACAAAAACAAACAGUUCACUGAAUACAUCCCCCUUAGAGAUUACUAUCAUAGACAUACAAGAUCUAUCUUCUGGGAAAUACAAGAAAUAGUACCGUUCGCUAAUAACAUACUGUUCAGGUAUUUAUUGGGGUGGUUGAUGCCACCUAAAGUAUCUCUAAUGAAAAUAACGCAGACUGAAACCACCAAAAAAUUAUACGAAAAUCAUCACAUCAUUCAAGACAUGUUAGUUCCUAUAAUUGAUCUCAAAGAAAGUAUUGAAGUGUUCCACAAAGAAGUCGAGUUUUACCCCAUUUGGUUGUGCCCGUUCAAUCUACCAUCUCUACCAGGUAUGGUACAUCCAAAGGGAAACAUUGAGGAGUUAUUUGUGGAUAUUGGAGUUUAUGGAGUUCCCAAAGUUAAAACUUUCCAUCCUGUGGAAACCACGAGAAGAAUUGAAAAAUUUGUAUCGGAUAAAAGCGGAUUCCAAAUGCUUUACGCUGACACCUAUACAACGAGAGAAGAAUUCAGAAAAAUGUUUGACCACACGUUAUACGACAAAUUAAGAACAAAGUUCCAAUGUCAACAGGCAUUCCCAGAAGUGUAUGAUAAAGUUUCAAAGGAAGCAAGAACAUGA